Fraxinus pennsylvanica is the source of this 1632-nucleotide messenger RNA. NCBI's taxonomy places the organism in Eukaryota, Viridiplantae, Streptophyta, Magnoliopsida, Lamiales, Oleaceae. The record is from the annotation of a GenBank genome assembly.
AUGGCACUGGCAAGAAUAGCAAGACAUGGUGGUUAUAGACGAUCUUUUGGUGCCAUUAGCAAUACUGCUACCGAAAGGUAUCAACUGUGCGGGGGAGAAUCUGCACAUAAGUGCCAUUCACCUUUCAGUGGAAAUGUUACGGGCUGUGGCAAUUUAUUUAGCAUUAAAAAGGCAGAGCAUAUCAGUUUUGGAAGCAGGGGAAUGAGGGUGACUCCACAACAUAAUUUUCCUCAUGCACAAAUAGCUGUGGAAGAAUCUGAUUCAGAGCAAGAAAGCCCCCAAUAUCCUACUUUAGAAGCAACGAAGCCUGGUGAAAAGCCUAGAGUAGUUGUUCUUGGUAGUGGAUGGGCGGCUUGUAGAUUCCUCAAAGGGCUCGACACAAAGAUUUAUGAUGUGGUUUGCAUAUCACCGAGGAAUCACAUGGUAUUUACACCCCUGCUUGCCUCAACUUGUGUUGGAACUUUGGAAUUCCGAUCAGUUGCUGAGCCGGUCAGUAGGAUACAGACUGCACUGGCUAAAGAUCCCAAUUCUUACUUCUUUCUAGCUUCAUGCAGUGAAGUGGACACGGACAAGCAUGAAGUGUACUGUGAGACCAUUGGUGAUGGAGGACUUUCUCGUGAACCUUACCGAUUUAAAGUUGCUUACGACAAGCUUGUCAUUGCUUCUGGAGCUGAGCCCUUGACCUUUGGUAUAAAGGGCGUUAAGGAUCACGCCUUUUUCCUUCGUGAGGUGACUCAUGCCCAAGAAAUAAGGAAGAAACUUCUGUUAAACCUGAUGCUAUCUGAAAAUCCAGGAACUUCAGAAGAAGAGAAGGAACGUCUGCUACAUUGCGUUGUAAUUGGAGGUGGACCUACUGGGGUGGAAUUCAGUGGCGAAUUGAGUGAUUUUAUCAUGAGAGAUGUCCACCAGCGAUAUGCUCAUGUCAAAAACUACAUUCGUGUUACGCUCAUUGAGGCGAAUGAGAUUUUGUCAUCAUUUGAUGACGGAUUAAGGCAAUAUGCUACAAAGCACUUAACAAAGGUUGGAGUUCGCCUUGUACGAGGUGUUGUCAAGGAGGUGCAUCCAAAUAAGAUCAUUCUUAGUGAUGGAAGUGAUGUUCCUUAUGGCCUCCUUGUCUGGUCUACUGGAGUUGGUCCCUCCGAAUUUGUUAAAUCGCUAAAUCUCCCCAAAUCUCCUGGUGGAAGAAUUGGAGUUGAUGAAUGGCUACGAGUUCCAUCCAUUGAAGAUGUGUUUGCACUUGGAGAUUGUGCCGGUUUUCUUGAACAGACAGGGAGGCCAGUUCUUCCAGCUCUAGCUCAGGUUGCAGAACGGGAAGGGAAAUUUCUUGUUGAAUUGUUCAACAGAUUUGGAAAGAAUGGAGGCAAGGCUUUCUCUGCAAAAGACAUUGCUCUAGGAGAGCCAUUUGUGUACAAGCAUCUUGGAAGCAUGGCGUCUGUUGGGCGUUACAAGGCACUGGUUGAUCUUCGUCAAUCCAAGGACACAAAGGGAAUUUCAUUCGCGGGAUUCAUAAGCUGGUUGAUAUGGCGCUCUGCUUACCUGACUCGAGUCUUAAGCUGGAGGAACAGAUUUUACGUCGCUGUUAACUGGGGAACAACACUGGUCUUUGGCAGGGAUAAUACAAGAAUAGGAUGA